AUGAGUCAGUUUCAAAGCUGUGCAACGGAACUGCAUUGGACACAUGCCAAACGGAUAUUGCGGUACAUUAAAGGAACGCUGGACUUGGCUUUGGUGUUUUCAGCGAAGGAUCCGGUACCAGUACUGGAAGCAUUUGCCGAUGCAGAUUGGGCGAAUGAUCUGGUGGAUAGACGCUCUAUCACUGGAUACGUCUUCCGAGUAUGCGGCGGUGCCGUCAGUUGGUUGACUAAGAAGCAGUCCACCAUAUCGUUGUCUUCGACGGAAGCGGAGCUCGUGGCCUUGAGCACCGCUGUUUGCCAUGGAGUUUGGCUGGUUCGUUUACUGAAGGAGCUUUCCAUGGAACCGGAGGGUCCGGUGGUCUACUACGAAGACAACCAGUCGACGAUUAGGGUUGUCGAGGAGGAGCGAGAUACAGCGCGCUUGAAGCAUGUCGAUGUUCGACAUCGAUUCAUCCGUGAAGAGAUUCAGCGGGGGCGUGUUGCUGUUCGUUAUGUCCCGACCGGUGAACAAGUUGCAGACAUGAUGACCAAGGGCUUGUCAUCCGGUGUGUUCCAGAAGCAUCGAGCCAAACUGGGGUUGGCACCUUCCGGAUAUUGA
Messenger RNA from Anopheles merus, 597 nucleotides. RefSeq names its product secreted RxLR effector protein 161-like. The record is from RefSeq and is a predicted model, not a curated record. NCBI's taxonomy places the organism in Eukaryota, Metazoa, Arthropoda, Insecta, Diptera, Culicidae. The transcript has a single exon. The coding region runs from base 1 to 597 and encodes 198 amino acids.